This is a messenger RNA of Mucor mucedo, 1221 nucleotides long. RefSeq lists its product as uncharacterized. The transcript is spliced from 2 exons. The record is from RefSeq and is a predicted model, not a curated record. Gene Ontology annotation, molecular function: N-acetylglucosamine-6-phosphate deacetylase activity. The coding region runs from base 1 to 1221 and encodes 406 amino acids. Gene Ontology annotation, biological process: N-acetylglucosamine catabolic process. NCBI's taxonomy places the organism in Eukaryota, Fungi, Mucoromycota, Mucoromycetes, Mucorales, Mucoraceae.
AUGUCUUCAGAAGGAAAAAUUACAAAAAUCAUCAACGGUCGUCUUUUACUUCAUCACGAAAUUGUAGAGAAUUCAUAUCUUUGGCUUCAAGACGGUAAGAUUAUCAGUGCCUUUCAUUCAUUCUUUGAGGAAAAGAGAGAGCCUGAUAUAGUGAUCGAUGCCAAGGGAGCCAUUAUUUCACCAGGCUAUAUCGACCUUCAAAUCAAUGGUGGGUUUGGAUUCGAUUUUUCCGACAUCAAAGGAUCCGAUGAAAAGUUGCAACAGGAUAUUACGGCUGUAGCAAAAGGUUUGUUGCAACGUCGUAGCGGAGAUGCAGAAACGGGGGCCGAGAUUCUUGGUGCUCAUUGUGAAGGACCAUUUAUUUCAUUCGAAAAGAAGGGUGCUCAUAAUGAGACCAUGAUUCAGGACGCAGAAAAUGGAAUAGCUGCACUAGAUGAAGCAUAUGGCCCCGAAUUAAUUAAAAGUGAUACUAUACGGAUUAUGACAGUUGCUCCCGAAACUGAUGGCAUGCUUAAUGUGAUACCGGAACUUGUCAAACGUAAUAUAACUGUUUCCCUUGGGCAUUCGGCUGCAAACAUUCAUCAGGCAGAAGCUGGUGUCAAGGCAGGUGCCACCUUUAUUACCCAUCUCUUUAAUGCGAUGAAAUCCUUUCAUCAACGUGAUCCCGGUAUGGUAGGUAUUUUGGGUGCUAGUGACCUACCUCAACCAAGUCAUGCAAACAGACAUCCGUCACCUUCUUCUACUUCUCCCGAUUCCAGUAAGCCUGACCCGCGUCCUUUUUACGGCAUCAUUUGUGAUGGUGUUCAUGUUCAUCCCAACUCUGUCCGUAUCGCCUAUUAUUCACAUCCAAGAGGUUGCGUUUUAGUGACGGAUGCACUUGCAGGCGCGUACUUGAAGCCAGGCGUUUAUCCGUUAGCAGGUCGGGAAGUAGAAGUCCGUGGUGCAAGUGGUGCUUAUUUGAAGGAUACAGACACAUUAGCCGGAAGUACAGUUUCCAUUGAUCAGUGCGUACGUAAUUUCCGUCGAUUCACACGUUGUUCCAUUGUUGAAGCUAUCGAGGCUGCUACUUUACAUCCUGCACAAACGGUGGGUAUUCAAGACACGAAGGGAACUCUAAAUGCUGGUAGUGAUGCUGAUAUUUUAUUCUUGAAUGAUGAUCUCGAGAUCCAAAGAGUAUUUGUUCGUGGUGUCGAAGUUGAACUAUCACCCUCUAGCUCAUAG